Molecule: messenger RNA, 6479 nt
Organism: Solea senegalensis (Senegalese sole)
Lineage: Eukaryota; Metazoa; Chordata; Actinopteri; Pleuronectiformes; Soleidae
Product: dedicator of cytokinesis protein 2-like
Exons: 51
Coding region: 161-5683 (1840 amino acids)
Biological process (GO): small GTPase-mediated signal transduction; cell migration
Cellular component (GO): cytoplasm; plasma membrane
Molecular function (GO): guanyl-nucleotide exchange factor activity; small GTPase binding
Source: RefSeq, a predicted model, not a curated record
GAGAGGCGGAGGGGGAAGGGCUUACCGCUUUCAUUUAAGCUUAGAAAUAAGCAGAAGUGAGAAGUUCAGUCGACGUGUGCUCGAAAAGGGAUUCAUUUGUUUGUAGGAGUCACACAGACGGGACUGAAAGUAUAGAUAAGGUGAGGGACCGCAUGCAACCAUGGCCCCUUGGACGAGGACCACUGCAGAGCGGUAUGGUGUAGUUAAGUGGAAUUUUGCGGGACAAGGAGACAAGCAACUUUCCUUGGAGGUGGGAGAUACUGUUCACAUCCAGGAAGUCUGUGAUGGAUGGUACCGUGGCUACUUGGCUCGGAACAAAGCUCUACAUGGAGUGUUCCCUGCCAGCUUUGUUCAUCUUAAAGACAUCGUCGUUAAAAUACGAGGAAAUGAGGAGGUGGUGAUGUCGGCAGAGAUGCCCCUGGUGAAGGAGGUGACCACCACGCUGAGGGAGUGGGGGAGCAUAUGGAAGCAGCUCUUUGUGGCAAAUAAAGAGCUACGUGUGAGGCAGGUCCAGAGACUGAUGUGGGAGUUAAUGGAGUGGCGUUCCCAGCUCCUGUCGGGCACUCUGCCCACUGACGAAUUCAAGGAGCUCAAGCAGAAAGUCACCUCCAAGAUUGACUAUGGCAACAAGAUCCUCGAGCUGGACCAGGUUGUCCGUGAUGAUGAUGGGAACAUCUUGGACCCCGAGCAGGCCAGUGUCAUCAGUCUGUUCCGGGCCCACGAGGAGGCCACAGCCAAGAUCAAUGAGCGCAUCAAAGAGGAGCAGUCCAACAUCCAGACAGAUCACAGUGGGAUCUCAGCACGGAUCCAGUCUUCUCCCACCCACAGCCUCUACGUGUUUGUCAGGAACUUUGUCUGUCGCAUUGGAGAAGACUCGGAUCUCUUCAUGUCCCUCUAUGACCCCAUCAAACAGACCAUCAUCAGUGAGAAUUACCUGGUACGCUGGGGCAGCAAAGGAUUCCCCAAGGAAAUCGAUAUGCUCAACAAUCUGAAAGUUGUCUUUACAGACUUGGGAAACAAGGAUCUGAGCAGAGAGAAGAUUUAUCUGAUCUGUCAGAUCGUGAGAGUGGGCAAGAUGGACCUGAAGGAGUCACACAAGAAGUGCACUCAGGGUCUGAGGCGUCCGUUUGGCGUGGCAGUGAUGGACAUCAGUGAUCUCAUCAAGGGGAAGAUUGAGUGCGAUGAGGAGAAGCAGUUUUUCAUCCCCUUCUUUCCCGUGGUUGCGGAGCACGACUACCUUCACACCUUGCUGAACAAAGUGACUGCGUCGCGAGGAGACAGUGGCGGCCAAGGUCUGUGGGUGACCAUGAAGCCUCUGGUCGGGGACAUAGUUCAGAUCCGUAAGGAGUACCCUCACCUGGUGGACCGCAGCACCGUGGUGGCUCGCAAGCUCGGCUUCCCCGAGAUCAUCAUGCCGGGAGAUGUUCGCAAUGACAUCUAUCUCACCUUACAGGGCGGCGACUUCGACAAGUACAACAAGACCACUCAGAAGAACGUGGAAGUCAUCAUGUGGGUCUGCGACGAGGAGGGCAAGGUCAUACAGAACUCCAUCUGUCUGGGAGCAGGGGAUAAGGCGGUCAGUGAGUACAGAUCUGUCAUCUACUACCAAAUCAAGCAGCCGCGCUGGAUGGAAACCUUUAAGGUGGCAGUCCCUCUGGAAGAAAUGCAUAAAAUUCAUUUGCGCUUCAUGUUCAGACACCGCUCUUCCCAGGAGUCCAAGGACAAGAGUGAGAAGAACUUUGCCAUGGCCUUUGUGCGCCUGAUGAAGGAAGAUGGCACAGUUCUACAGGACGGGAUGCAUGACCUUGUCGUAUUCAAGGGUGACAGCAAGCGCAUGGAAGAUGUCGGCUCCUACUUGUCAAUGCCCUCGACCCGCCACCAUCACGGUGACAGCCAUAAGAUGGCAGCACUGAGCCGCAGCUCCAGCAGCGUGUCAGGGAGUGGAGGAGGCCUGUCAGUCAGCUCCAGAGACAGCUUCUGUAUCUCCACACUGGUCUGCUCCACCAAACUCACACAGAAUGUGGGUCUACUGGGCCUGCUUAAGUGGAGGAUUCGGCCUGAACUCCUCAGAGAAAACCUGGAGAACCUCAAAUUCAUCGAUGGAGAAGAGGUGGUCAAGUUUCUGCAAGACACUCUCGAUGCCUUGUUCAACAUCAUGAUGGAGCAUUCUCAGACCGAUGACUAUGACAUUCUGGUGUUUGAUGCCUUGAUAUACAUCAUCGGUCUGAUUGCCGACAGAAAGUUCCAGCACUUCAACACAGUGUUGGAAGCUUACAUCAAGCAGCAUUUUAGCGCCACACUGGCUUACAAAAAGCUGAUGUCGGUGUUGAAGAGGUAUCUGGAUGUGUCCAGUCGAGGGGAACAGUGUGAGCCCAUCCUCCGGACCCUCAAAGCCCUUGAGUACAUCUUCAAGUUCAUCGUCCGCUCGCGCAUGCUCUACUCCCAGCUGUACGAGGGGAAAGAGCAGGCAGAGUUUGAGGAGUCGCUGAGGAGGCUUUUUGAGUCCAUCAACAACCUCAUGAGAACUGACUACACCACCACUCUGCUGCUCAGGGUCGCAGCUCUGAAGUAUCUGCCAACCGUCCUGCAUGAUGUCGAGAAAGUGUUUGAUGCAAAGCUCCUCAGUCAGCUGCUGCAUGACUUUUACUCCUGCAUCCCCCCUGAGAAACUGCACAAACAGAAGGUGACCUCCAUGACCGAAAUUGUGAGCAGCCAACUCUUUCAGAGACAAGAGUGCCGUGAUGUGCUGUUACCCAUGAUGCUGCGGGAGUUGAGUGGGGCGCUGGUCAGUAUGGCCGACGGCCCUCAUGACGAGAGGAGAAAUAGUCUGGAACUGCUGAACAACAUUCUGGAAGUCCUCAGCCGGCACAAUGUGGGGGAAACGUUUCAGCACAUCCAGGACAUUGUUGUGUCUCUGCUGAGGAUCAUAAACCAGACCGUCAUCACAAUGGGCCGUGAACAUGCUCUCAUUUCCAGGGUGGUCGCCUGCAUGACAGCUAUCCUCAGUCAGAUGGAUGAUCGUCAUUAUGCUACAUACAUAGAAACCUUCAGUGGAACCACUGAUCUAGUGGACUUCCUGAUGGAGUCCUUCCUACUUUUCAAGGACUUGAUUGGCAAGCAUGUAUAUCCCUCUGACUGGAUGGCCAUGAUCAUGGUACAGAACAGGGUGUUCCUCAGAGCCAUCAACACUUACGCCGACACCAUGAACCAAAAGUUCCUCAACAACGAUGACUUUGAAGUACAGUUGUGGAAUAACUAUUUCCACUUAGCAGUGGCGUUUAUUACCCAGGAGUCUCUGCAGCUUCAGCAUUUCUCACCAACCAAGAGGAACAAGAUUCUUGCCAAAUAUGGAGAUAUGCGCAGACUCAUUGGUUUUGCCAUACGUGACAUGUGGUACAAACUCGGCAGUCAUAAGAUCUGUUUCAUCCCCGGCAUGGUGGGUCCCAUCCUGGAGAUGACUUUAAUCCCGGAGGAGGAGUUGAGAAGGGCCACCAUUCCCAUCUUCUUUGACAUGAUCACCUGUGAACACUCACACUCUGGAAACUUCCACAAGUUUGAGAAUGAAAUAAUUCUGAAGCUGGAUCAUGAAGUGGAAGGUGGAGGAGGCGAUGAGCGAUAUAUGCAGCUGCUCGAGACCAUCCUCCUGGACUGUUCUGCAGAGAAACCCUCACUGAGGCCACAGGUGCAGCACUUCGUCACCUUGGUGAAAGGACUCCUGACGAGACUCCUCGACUACCGCACCGUGAUGAGCGACGACAGCCGCAACAACCGCAUGAGCUGCACCGUCAAUCUACUGAACUUUUACAAGGACAUCAAUCGUGAGGGGAUGUAUAUCAGGUACCUUUACAAGUUGAGAGACCUUCACUUGGAGGGUGAAAACUACACAGAGGCAUCAUACACACUGUUGCUACACUCUCGUCUGCUAAAGUGGUCAGAUGAGAUGUGUAGCCCUCAGUUUGAGUUCCACGGCUCCCAAACCCAGCGGCAGCUCAAAGAAACACUUUACGACACCAUCAUCAACUACUUUGACAAGGGCAAGAUGUGGGAAGAGGCCAUCACUCUGUGUAAGGAACUAGCGGAACAGUAUGAAAAUGAGAUCUUUGACUACGAGUUACUCAGCAAAAGACUGGAGAAACAAGCCAAGUUCUAUGAGAACAUUAUGAAGAUUCUGAGGCCUAAGCCAGACUACUUUGCGGUGGGCUACUAUGGACAGGGUUAUCCUCCUUUCCUCCGGAACAAGGUGUUUAUCCACCGCGGUAAGGAGUACGAGCGCAGAGAAGACUUCCAGAACCAGCUGAUGAGCCAGUUCCCCAGUGCCGUGCGCCUCAACACCACCACUAUGCCGGCAGAUGAUAUCAGAAACUCUCCACUUCAGUAUAUCCAGUGUUUCACAGUGAGGCCAGUCCUUGAGAUCCCUCCUCGCCUGAAGAACAAACCUGUCCCUGACCAGAUUAUCAACUUCUACAAGUCCAACUACGUGCAGCGCUUUCAGUAUUCCAGACCUGUGAGGAAAGGACCUGUGGACCCAAACAAUGAGUUUGCUUCUAUGUGGAUUGAACGCACGACCUUCACCACCGUCUAUAAACUGCCCGGGAUCCUGCGCUGGUUUGAAGCAACUGAUGUCAAACAUACUACCUUAUCUCCACUGGAGAAUGCUAUAGAGACUAUGGAGUUUGCCAAUGAGAAGAUUCUGACCAUGAUAAACCAAUAUCAGGCAGACUGGAGCCUUCCCAUCAACCCCCUGUCUAUGCUGCUCAAUGGCAUUGUGGACCCGGCUGUUAUGGGCGGCUUUGCCAAGUAUGAAAAGGCAUUCUUCACUGAAGAGUACACUCAGGAGCAUCCAGAAGACAGAGAGAAACUGCUGCGCCUCAAAGACCUCAUCGCGUGGCAGAUCCCGUUACUAGGCGGAGGCAUCUUCCUCCACGAGAAGAGAGUGACCGACGACCUGCGUCCGUUCCACGAGCGCAUGGAGGAGUGUUUCAAACAGCUGAAGAAGAAAGUAGAGAAGGAGUACGGAGUGAGAGAGUUGCCGGAAUUGGAUGAGAGGAAGUCCACUCGUCCUCGCUCCAUGCUGCGCUCCUUUCGACAGUCUAUCAUCUCAAUCUCCUCGCUGCAAGGAUCUGAGUGUGGGACUCCGACCAAGCUUCAUCCAGACAGGGACCAUCCACCCGAGUCCCCGAACAACUGGACCUCCACCCUGUCGCGCUCCAGUGGCAGCGUGAGUGUAAGUUCAGUGGAGGAGGGGGUGGUGACGGUGGGUGACGCCGAGGUCAAACUGAGGAAGAGUAAGAAGAAGAAGAAGAGGAGCAGCAUGAUCUUCAUCACGGAGGAGAGAGAGCGGACGAGUACUCUGGAUUGCAAACGGCUGUCCAAGAAACAGGAGUUCCGCAGUGACACCAACUUGUCCGAGCCAAAUGAAGGCAGUAUUUCGUUGACCAGCGCCAACUCCAGAUCCCUGCCUGCCAUCACAGGUCUGUCCUUGGCAGUGGUGGGGGGCACAGAGGAGGUGGACAGUGUCCGAGCCAGGAGGGACAGUAAGAGCAUGUCCGUCUGUCUGACCUCUGACCGAACGGCAGACAGACGCUCCAGGGGAGUCAUCAACCUUCUCUUCAAGUCCAAGAGCUCCAAAUCAGAGGAUGUGAAGCCCACGGAUCCAGCCAAAGACAGCAACAGUCAUUUCUGAAACCAUUUCUUUUCUCGUUGUUUAAUGCGUUGGCGUUAUAAACCUAUUCACAGAAACCUGCAGCCAAACACAAAACUAUGCUCAUUCGAUCCGCCUGUCAGUCUCAGCAUUGCUGUUGCCUUAUUAGAAUAGAUUUUACCCGUUCAAUAAAAGCUUCUCUUUUUUUUGGAGUGACCUUUUCCUCUAUGAUUCGCAGGGAAGUUUAACGCCAUUAUAGCAGCUUUUCAGUCCAUUCUGCUUCUGAGCGAGCACAAACCAUUUUGCCAACAUGCUUGAUUAUUAGCUGCUUAUUAUAUACGGUUUUCUUCACUGUUGACUCAAGGUAAUAGGAGUGUAAUAAUUUCAUACAGCACAAAGGUUACCGCGUCCUCCCAAAGGCUUUUAAACCGAGAACUCGCCGCCAAAAAAGCUUUGGCACAAACAAGAAAGUCUAAUAUAUUCGAGCAUAAUGAAGUGUAACAAACUGCCGAGUGCAAAAUUACAACAGAACACAUUUUCUCCCGCCUCGGAGUGAUUACACAGAAGUUUGAUUGUGUUUACUGCACAGGGUCAGCCCACUGUUUUUUUUCUUUCCUUAACUAACGCAGCCAAAAAUAUUAGUUUGGCAUAUUGUGAAAUGGCAACAUUACUUUUUUAGCAUAAAGGCGGCGUCAUGAGUUUUUAUGUUGUUUGAAUGUUAUCCAGAGCCAGUCUAGUUGUUCCGACGUCAUCCUUUUCCAGGUUUCAUGAUUCAAAUGUCGUGCCGCUGUACAUGUAUGUAUAAUAACAUAUAAAAAGGUCAUUUGGUGAAUCGAUA